This is a messenger RNA of Planococcus citri (citrus mealybug), 4253 nucleotides long. Its product is annotated as protein O-mannosyl-transferase TMTC1-like. The transcript has 16 exons. The record is from RefSeq and is a predicted model, not a curated record. Bases 907 to 3255 code for a protein of 782 amino acids. Gene Ontology annotation, molecular function: protein binding. Lineage: Eukaryota; Metazoa; Arthropoda; Insecta; Hemiptera; Pseudococcidae.
AGUUUUGUUGCGAUCGAAAGUUACGUUUUUCCUUUUCUUUUCUUUUUUUUUGUUUUUCAUUUUUAUUCUUCAAAACUGACACCAUGUUUUCUUCUUGACGAUGCGUGAACGUUUAUUGUACGCAUUUUACGCUGCCGCCGACUUUUAUUUUAUCGCCAAAUUCGCGAAUUUGUUCGUAUAGUGCUGCUCAUUCAAAAGGGUACCUGCGACGAUUACGAGUACGAGUACGAGUACAUCGUACGAAUGAUACUGAUAAUUGGAAUAUCGCGGCUAAUCGAGCGGUCUGUCCAGCAUAACCAUCGGAAAUUUACAGCAUCAUCGUAUCAACGAAACACGACUCAAUGGUUAAGUGAACGUCAACUUGCAUCGUAACGUUCAACUCUAUAAUGUAGCCUGCCUGCGUACGCGUACCUAUAAUUUAUCUACUCGUAUUUACUCGUACGCGACACGCGAGUGCUUCAUCUACAGUCAAAAGUACCUCUAAGUAAGUUGUAAGUGUAGCUGUAGCUGUAGCUGUAGGUGUAGGUGUCGUACGUACUUUGGCUAUUGAAGAAAUUGACGCGUACGUUGGCGUUGGUUACAGCGUCGUUUAUGUCGCUCUUGUUUCGAAUCGAAAAUUUCAUUCUCUCUUUCUACUCGUACAAUUUGCUUUUGCUUCCGUUUCGUUUGUCCUCGGUGUAGUAAAUCAGCAGGCCGCGCCGCACUGUUAAGAAACUUGCAACGCGAAAAUGAAGAAAUGGCAUCGAAAUCUUCGCUAUCAAUUUCGUAUUGAGUAUCUUCAUCCAUCGUAGCGCUUCAACUGCAGCGCAGCAGCAAGUAACGGAGAAACCGUAUUCUCGUCUUUACGUAGGUACUUUAAUCACAACUACUCGUAUACCGCAACGUAGGGUGCCUGCGAAGACGACAAUGAAACAACAACAUCACCAUCAUCAUCACCAUCAUACCAGUAAUAGUAAUACGAACGGUAGCAGUUAUCACCAGCAUCACCAACAUCAUCAUAAUCAUAAUCAACACAAGUCGAGUACGAGUACGAGUAAAUCGUCCAUGUUAUUUCUAUACGCUGUCGUAACGGUGAUAUCGGUAUGCUGUUAUUUGAAUUCGUUGAACGGCGAUUUCGUUCACGACGACAUUCCCGCCAUCAGCCUGAAUCCGGACGUCAUCGGUACGACGUCGUUUUCGCAAAUGUGCAAAAAUGAUUUUUGGGGUACGCCGAUGAGCGAUGUCAACAGUCAUAAGUCUUACAGGCCGUUGACCGUAUUCACUUUUAGAUUCAAUAACUGGCUAUUCGGUCUGCAUCCGUUUUGGUUCCAUUUCGCCAACGUCGUGUUGCACGCCCUUUGCAGCGGUCUAUUCACAAGAAUCGCGUUCGUAAUCGCCGGACUACAAAUACAGUUUGCCGCCUUAGCCGGUGCCAUGUUUGCUUCUCAUCCCAUUCACACGGAAGCGGUGGCUGGCAUCGUCGGUAGAGCAGACGUACUAGCGUGUUUCUUCUUCAUCCUAUCUUUUCUCACCUAUCACGAUUACAAAUGGCGUUGUAAUCGUCGAAUUUUCAUAAGUUGCGCCUUCGCCGGGGCCAGUUUGUUGGCCAAAGAGACUGGCAUGACCGUAUUGAUAGUGAAUUUGUUGUACGACGCGUACAAUUCGUGGAGUAGUAUAAAAAGAGCCAUAACAGAAUGGAAAUGUAACGACGAAUCGAUUUUAUUUUGUAAAAGAGUCGCCAUAUUGAGUAUUGUGAUAAUAAUUUUAAUAACGUUACGGUUAGCGUUACUGCAAGGAAAUUUGCCAAAAUUUUCGAACCAAGAUAAUCCGGCAGCUCAUCAUCCGUUGCUUACAGUUCGUUUCCUAACCUAUAGCUAUUUGACGGCGUUCAAUUUCUGGCUACUCUUGUUCCCGUUUACGUUGAGUCACGACUGGCAAAUGGGUUCGAUACCUCUGAUAACUAAUUUGUUGGAUCAUCGAAACGCCUUCACGUGUCUGUUCUUGAUAUUCUGCUGUUGGACCGUGUACAGAAUAUUGGCUGAUUUCGAACACCCUCGCAGCGCUCCUAUUAUUGUGGGAUUUUUAUUUCUGGUGAUGCCGUUUCUUCCAGCUUCAAAUCUGCUAUUUACCGUCGGAUUUGUGGUCGCCGAACGUGUACUUUACAUACCGAGCAUGGGUAUGAUCUUACUGGUCGUGUACGGCGGUCAAAUUUUAUCGCACAAAGUUACCGUUGUUUUUCAAAAAAACUGGCCAAUCACCAUCAGCUUUACAAUACUGUUGGUUUUAUUCGUCUGCAAGACUAUGCACAGAAAUAUGGACUGGAAAAGCAGAGAAUCGCUCAUCAGAUCUGGCUUGCAAGUAGUGCCAAAUAAUGCAAAAAUGCAUUACAAUUGGGCGAAUUAUUUGCGAGAAAAGGGCCAAGAAGAGUUAUCUAUUCGACAUUACGAAGAAGCACUGAGGUUAUGGCCAACGUACGCGAGCGCCUACAACAACCUGGGAACAUUGAUGAAAUCACCUAUACAAGCGGAAUCGCAUUUUUUAUCCGCCAUCAAGUACUCGCCGAAUCACGUGAACGCUCACUAUAAUCUUGGCCAGGUGUACAGAAAAAUGAACCAAACCGAAAUGGCCAUAAUAAUGUUGAAAAAGUGUUUACAAUUGAAUGCGAAUUAUAUCAGCGCGUAUAUAUUACUGGCCAAACUGUACGACGGAAACACGGCUGGAAAUCUUUUGAAAUACGUCGUAAAACUGCAUCCUACGAAUGCGAAUUACUUCGCGUACUACGCGCACUGGUUACACCAACAUCAUCGGCUGCACGAAGCGGUUUUCUAUUAUAAGAAAGCGUUGAACGUUUGCGCGACUCAUGAAAAUUCAGUGACCGGCUUGGCUCACGUGUUCAGAGACAUGGGAUAUUUGUGGCGACUGAGGCAGCUAUUCGACAGACUGAAAAUGAGUCGCGAAACACGAGACGAAAGUAGUCGGCGCAAUAACGGCGACGGCGACGGCGACGGAGCUUUAAUUGGCGACGAUACGCGGUUACGUUUGGCAACUUGGGACAGAUACAAGCAGGGCCAGGAAACUAUGUUUUCGAAAACCUACGAUCGCGAUCGCGAUCGUCGUAACGCCAAUAUUUUUAGUUGCAACACCGUCGAACUGAGGCCAGUUUUUUUGCCCAACGAAAACGACGAAAUGAAAACGUCCGCCAUGUCUACGUCGCCGGAUGAUUUACCUUCGUCAUUCGACGUGGCCGCGGACAACGGGUACAUUAAUUCGGGUUAGGCCUGCUGGCCUCCUGGCCUACGCCUAAGAAUUGACGAGAUUUGUGACAAUGUUACGCUUAAAUUUAUUUUGUACGAACCGGCUGUUGUUCCUUUCGUUUUUUUCUCCACUACCUGUACCUAUUACCGAUUACGAGUAUUCCUUCCGAUUUUCCUCGGCCCUGAUCCUUGAAUUUCUUCAUCUUUCUCUCGGUAGGUGCGCAUACAACACGUGUACGUGUACGUGUCGGUACUGAUUUGGUAAAUUUGUGCGCCUGCUUAAGUGCUUACGUUUCACUUUCAUCGAGUUGAUAGCCUCGUCCCGCUGAUUUACCAAUAGCGACCAAAUGACCGUGGCUACCCACGUACCCAGUACCCAUGUCGUAUUUUCCAUGACUGACAAAAUUACGGCUAUAUUUGAACGAUUCGUGGAUCUCUUUCUGAAAUGCUAUCGCGUAUCGCCCCAUCGUCCAUUUUUAUCGUCACUCGCUAGUCUACGACGAUGUAGGCUACAUCUGUUCUAAUAGACUCGACCCUCAUCAUCAUCGUAUUGUAAAUCGUAUUCUACGCGUACACAGUAAUACUAUGGUACAGUACUAACUAAGUACCACUACUACCUACCUACUGACCAGAAAGUACUCGUACUGUAUUUUUCUCGUCUCGUCUCGUUUAAUCGACCGAGUGACUGAUCAAUAUCGAUGAUCAUUUUUUUACUAGACGUAGGUAGAGGUACCUACGAAGAUACGAGUAAUUACGCCACCUUAUUACGUACAAUACGUCAUUCAUACGAAUAAUUGUCCUUUGUGUAAGACUAUGAAACGUUUACCUACUUCAUAUCCUUAUUUUAUCGUAUUUCUUCGCCUAUUAUUAUUUACAUGUGUUUUAUUUUACUUGAUUUUUUUUUCAAAUUAUCAUUAUUUAUUUACUUAUUUAUUUAUUCAUUCAUUCAUUCAUUCAUUCAUUUAUUUAUUACGAGUAAUUUUUUUUAACAUACACGUAUAAUAAAUUUUUGAAAUGUAA